CGGACAGGCAAUGUAGGAAGCUUAGGCCGUAAGAGGUCGAUGGACAAGUACGCGAAGUGCGGAAGGUUGUAUGCAUCUUGCAUACAGCUAUUGCUCUUCAUUCGUCGACCUUUCUCGUGGUUCGACUUUGACGUCGUUCCGCCUGUUAUGCGCCUUUGUGCGGCAGCCGGCAGCUGGCAGGAGCAACAAGCCUGAUACAGCGCGGGCCACUUCAGGUCUCUUGUGACUGCCACCAACCUCUCACUCAGAUAGCCGGAAUGACCGCUUCAUACACACCCUCCAUGCAACGUUCGGAACCCGUUCGCCCUCUCUAACAUAAAACAGUCUUGAGACUCGAUGAGAGUCGAGGAAGCAACGGCCAGAACGGUGCGGUCAAGCCUGCGACUUGCCGUUGCUGGAACACCGGCCGUUCCAACAUUGUAGAACCAUCGACGACCUCUACUUCUUCGCCAUGAUUUCGGCCUUUUUCAUAUUCAAUCAGAAGGGAGAGGUGCUGAUCUCUAGGCUAUUCCGUAGCGACCUCAAACGAUCAAUAUCAGACAUCUUUCGCAUCCAAGUGAUCGCAAAUCCAGAUGUGCGCUCUCCGAUUAUCACGCUCGGCAGCACCAGCUUCUUCCAUGUGCGGCAUGACAACGUCUACGUGGUCGCUGUGACCAAGUGCAACGCGAACGUCGCGCUGGUGUUCGAAUUCUGCUAUCGUGUCAUCUCGAUCGGUCGCUCCUAUUUUGGCAAAUUUGACGAGGAGGCAGUCAAGAACAAUUUUGUUCUGCUUUACGAGCUUUUAGACGAAAUCUUGGAUUUUGGCUACCCGCAAAACAGCGAGAUUGACACGCUCAAGAUGUACAUCACGACUACGAGCGUCAAGUCUGAGCAGGCCGUCCGCGAAGAGUCGGCCAAGAUUAGCAUCCAAGCUACUGGAGCGGUCGGCUGGAGGCGAGCAGAUGUCAAGUAUCGCAAGAACGAAGCGUUCGUGGACGUUAUCGAGAACGUCAACUUGCUCAUGAGCUCCAAAGGGACGGUAUUACGCGCGGAUGUGGAUGGGCAAAUCCUAAUGCGGGCGUAUCUGUCAGGGAUGCCGGAAUGCAAGUUUGGGCUAAACGAUAAGCUGAUGCUCGAGAAGAAGGGCUCAACGGCAGCGACGGCCGAGGAUGCGAUCGUGCUAGACGACUGCCAAUUCCACCAAUGCGUAAAACUCGGCAAGUACGAUGUAGAUCGAAGCAUCAGCUUCAUCCCUCCUGACGGAGAAUUUGAGCUCAUGAGAUAUCGCUGCACAAGCAACGUGAACCUGCCAUUCAAGGUACAUCCUAUCGUCGAGGAAGUGACAAAAUCGCGUGUGGAAUAUUCUGUGCACGUGCGUGCCAGUUUUGACGCCAAGCUGAAUGCGACGAACAUCGUCCUCAAGAUCCCCACGCCGCUGAACACGACGAAUGUCAAGUGCCAGGUCCCGCUGGGCAAGGCCAAAUAUGUUCCCGCGGACAAUGUGAUCAUUUGGAAAAUCCCGCGCAUGCAAGGCGCCUCGGAGUGCUCGCUGCAGGCGGAAGCGGAGCGCUCCAGCACUACGCAUGGGAAGGCGUGGAGCCGGCCGCCGAUCGAGGUCGAUUUUCAAGUGCUCAUGUUCACUGCGUCAGGGCUUCUUGUCCGGUAUCUCAAGGUGUUCGAAAAGAGCAGUUACCAAAGCGUCAAAUGGGUCCGAUAUCUGACGCGCGCCAAUGGGUCCUACCUGAUACGUUUCUAGCUCGCCAAACAGCUGGGGAGUCCUGAGGGAUCCUCGCGUCUCAACGGCUUGCUCGCGACGCGCUCGCCCAUCUUGUACUCUAGUCAUCGUGUAUUGCUAUCAUUAC
Molecule: messenger RNA, 1841 nt
Organism: Tilletiaria anomala UBC 951
Lineage: Eukaryota; Fungi; Basidiomycota; Exobasidiomycetes; Georgefischeriales; Tilletiariaceae
Product: clathrin adaptor, mu subunit
Exons: 9
Coding region: 452-1735 (427 amino acids)
Biological process (GO): clathrin-dependent endocytosis; intracellular protein transport
Cellular component (GO): cytoplasmic vesicle; AP-2 adaptor complex
Molecular function (GO): clathrin-cargo adaptor activity
Source: RefSeq, a predicted model, not a curated record